AUGGCAAGUGCCUUUGCAGCUAAAAUGGGAUUUAACUCAUUGAUGAAAAAACAAGCCAAGAACUUCAACAUCAGGAUUUGCACAGUGGAGUCAGACAUGGAGUUCAGCUGUGAGGUCAAGUGGAAAGGAAAAGACCUUUUUGACUUGGUGUGCCGGACUCUGGGGCUGAGGGAGACAUGGUAUUUUGGGCUCCGGUACAACAUCAAGGACACAGUUGCUUGGCUGAAAAUGGAUCGGAAGGUUCUGGAUCAGGAGGUACCGAAGGAGGAACCAAUCACCCUUCACUUCCUGGCCAAGUUUUACCCUGAAAAUGCUGAGGAGGAGCUGGUGCAAGAUAUCACACAGCAUCUCUUCUUCCUGCAGGUGAAGAAGAAGAUCCUCCAGGAGGAUAUUCACUGUCCACCUGAGGCGUCUGUGCUGCUAGCCUCCUACGCCGUCCACGCCAAGUACGGAGACUACGACCCCAAUGUUCACAAACCUGGUUUCUUGGCUGAAGAGGACCUGCUUCCAAAGAGGGUGAUUAACUUGUACCAGAUGACUGCAGAAAUGUGGGAGGAGAGGAUCACAGCGUGUUAUGCAGAGCACAGGGGAAGGACUAGGGAUGAAGCCGAGAUGGAGUAUUUAAAAAUAGCUCAGGACCUGGACAUGUAUGGCGUCAAUUACUUUUUAAUCAGGAACAAAAAGGGAACAGAUCUCCUCCUGGGAGUGGACGCCCUGGGUCUUCACAUCUACGAGCCGGACAACAGGCUGACCCCAAAGUGCUCCUUCCCUUGGAAUGAGAUCCGCAACAUCUCCUACAGCGACAAGGAGUUUACCAUCAAACCUCUGGACAAGAAAACCAAUGUUUUCAAGUUCAACUCUUCACGGCUAAGAGUCAACAAGUUGAUCCUCCAGUUGUGUAUUGGGAACCAUGACCUGUUUAUACGCCGCCGGAGGGUAGACUCGCUUGAAGUACAGCAGAUGAAGUCUCAGGCCAGAGAGGAGAGGGCCAGAAAACAGGUAGAGAGGCAGCGUCUGCAAAGGGAGAAGCAGAUGCGGGAGGAGGCCGAGAGAGCCAGGGACGAGCUGAAGAGGAGGUUGAUUCAGCUGCAGGACGAGGCUCGCAUGGCCAACGAAGCACUGCUGCGUUCGGAGCAGACGGCGAAUCUGCUGGCUGAGAAGGCCAAGAUCGCGGAGGAGGAGGCUGAGCUGCUGGCCCAGAAAGCUGACGAGGCCGAGACAGAGAUGCAGCGCAUCAAAGUCACCGCCAUCCGUGGCCAGGAGGAGCGGCGGCUCAUGGAGCAGAAGAUGCUGGAGGCAGAGAUGCUGGCCCUCAAGAUGGCCGAAGAGUCGGAAAGGAGGGCCAAGGAGGCGGAGCAGCUGAGACAGGACCUGCAGGAUGCCAAGGAGUCGGAGCGCAGGGCGAAGCACAAGCUGCUGGAGAUUACCAGCAGGACCGUCUAUACGGCCCCUGGACUGCAAUCUGACAGCAUGCCUCCCGACCUGAGCUUCAGCAGGGAGAACCUCAGCUUUGACUUUAAAGAUACCGACAUGAAACGCCUCUCCAUGGAGAUCGAGAAGGAGAAGGUCGAGUACAUGGAGAAGAGCAAGCACCUGCAGGAGCAGCUGAAUGAGCUGAAGACGGAGAUUGAAAGUCUGAAGAUGAAAGAGAGGGAGACUCCUCUGGACAUCAUUCACAACCAGAACACCGAGCAGGGGACCAGCAAGCACAGCAACUUUAAAAAGCUAACACUACAAAGCACCAAGUCCAGGGUGGCCUUCUUUGAGGAACUUUAAACUACAUUCCUGUGAAAGGUCGGGAUGGAUGCAAAACUGCUGAGAGCCUCACGAGUCUACAUUCCUGGUCAGAUUAAAUGAUUGGCCACACUACAAGACCGUAUGCUCCACUUCCUGGGAAACCACUAUGAAACUGAAGAAAAAGACCACUGCCUUGAUCUGC
This is a messenger RNA of Anoplopoma fimbria (sablefish), 1939 nucleotides long. RefSeq names its product NF2, moesin-ezrin-radixin like (MERLIN) tumor suppressor a (gene nf2a). NCBI's taxonomy places the organism in Eukaryota, Metazoa, Chordata, Actinopteri, Perciformes, Anoplopomatidae. The transcript is spliced from 16 exons. Gene Ontology annotation, molecular function: actin binding; cell adhesion molecule binding. Bases 1 to 1776 code for a protein of 591 amino acids. Gene Ontology annotation, cellular component: plasma membrane; apical part of cell; filopodium. The record is from RefSeq and is a predicted model, not a curated record. Gene Ontology annotation, biological process: regulation of cell shape; regulation of organelle assembly; positive regulation of protein localization to early endosome.